Molecule: messenger RNA, 1152 nt
Organism: Alosa sapidissima (American shad)
Lineage: Eukaryota; Metazoa; Chordata; Actinopteri; Clupeiformes; Clupeidae
Gene: saysd1
Product: SAYSVFN motif domain containing 1
Exons: 2
Coding region: 53-580 (175 amino acids)
Source: RefSeq, a predicted model, not a curated record
CUGUUUUGGGCAGACCUUCUUCCUGUCUAACAGAUCACACUGACGCUGCCAUAUGGAGAAAAUGGAGCAGCGACUAGCAGAGUUCCGAGCCCGUAAAAAAGCGGAAACCGCAAAAAGAAAAAUAUAUCAAACUCCAACUUUGUCAUCGGAGAAAGAAGCCGUAACAGAGUUAACUCCUAACGAGAGGAGUGAAGAGAAGCCUCUUCCUCCAACGACGAAGAACACUAGUGCAUCCGCCACGACGACAGAGUAUUCUCGUAUGGACCUCUGGUUGUUGGACAGCGCUCUCGGACGGUGGCUAGGUGUUGAACGUUUGGCUGUCACCAACCUGACUGUGCUUAAGGUGUUGUUGUGGCUGGUACUGCUCGGACUUUUCUCAGAGCUCGACUUCGGACUACCCUUCUUCCUGAUUUCUCUUUUCUACUGGCUUUACGAGGGUCUGCGGGCGCCCACGGAGCGCCGACCCGGAGAACUCAGCGCCUACUCCGUUUUUAACCCAGACUGUCAGCCCCUGCUUGGCACUCUGACAGCAGAGCAGUUGGAAGGUGAGAUGGGCUACAGGCCAGUGGUUAACAGAUAAUGAAAGCCCAUCUUCAUCAUCACAGUAGAGACUGCUACUCUGCAACUUUAUCCUGUCAACAGAGCCCAAGAGAAACGUGUUCACCGCACUAAUACGGUUUAUUUGCAUCUCAGGAUGAUGUCCAUUUGGAUUUGUUGCAAGUCUUUUUGGAUAACCUGUGACAGGCAUUUGGUCAGGCAGUUGCAAACAACCUCUUCCUUGAAAUUGUCUGCAUUGUUCUGCACUUUAAUAUUUUAACAUUAGAGAUCUGGUCCAAUAUAUGGAAGGGUUUAUAUUUGGUAUAAUAUGCUGUAUUUUUGUAUAAGAUGCUGUAAUCAUACUCUUGAGGGCUGGAAAAAUGUGGUAAAUGCCUUCUACAGCCUUGACUGAUUUACUGGUCCUGAUGUAACGCUGGGAAGUUGGGGUAUGCUACAUCCACUACUUGACCUACAAAUACCUUGUGUGAAGUGUUGGGUGAACGGGAAAUUCAACACUUUUCUUUAUACAAAUGAAGGGCUGUCAGUAUGACAUCUGAUAAACAUUAAUGUGGAUUUGUGACAACUGCUACUAAUUAAAAAUAGACUGAAAAUAAA